Messenger RNA from Melanaphis sacchari, 2445 nucleotides. RefSeq lists its product as uncharacterized. Bases 1 to 2445 code for a protein of 814 amino acids. Gene Ontology annotation, molecular function: protein dimerization activity. The record is from RefSeq and is a predicted model, not a curated record. The transcript has 4 exons. Lineage: Eukaryota; Metazoa; Arthropoda; Insecta; Hemiptera; Aphididae.
AUGGACAAAAAACGUAAAGGUGGUGCACAAAAACAAAGAGAAAAGAAAAACAAAUUACUAAUUUCAGAAGCAUCUAAAUGCAAAAAUCUAGAUUCAUUUUUUAUUUCUUCAAAAAAUAUCAAUAUUACUAUAACCGUAGAUCAAUCUUUAAAAUUACAAGCAAGUACAUCAUCCGACAUAAACCUCGAUACCAUUGUUAAGCCUGUUAAAUGUAAUACCAAAAAUGAAAUAGAUAUUUCUGAUUUAUCUAAAAACAUUGAGAAAACUUAUGAUAAUUCAUCAAUUAAUUUUUUUUGUACUCCAUUACCAAAUGAAAGAAAUCAAUUUUUCGAAUACCAUCCUAUUCAGCCAUAUCAAGGUAUUUUACCAUUCAACCCGAUGCUAGUUUUUCAACGUAAAGAUGGUUCAAAUCAUCAAUGGUUGACUUUUUCUCAUGAAAAAAAAACACUUUUUUGUACGUGUUGCUUAGUGUAUGGUGAUGCAAAUGAUAAAAUCUGUCUUGUUACGGGUGUAUCUGAAUUUAAUCCAAAACAUUUGUACUCUACUUUAGAACGACAUGAAAAUAGUCAACAGCAUAAAAAUAAUACUGAGGCUUACUUUUUGAAUCUAAAUAAAGCAGAUGUAAAAAAUCUAAUUUUUAUAAAGCAAAUAACAUUGAAACAGCUUGAAGUACAAAAAAAUAGGGAAAUAUUGGAACGAAUUAUAGAAAUUAUAAAAACAAUAGGAAAAAGAGGAUUAAGUUUUCGUGGUAAACGGCACGAAGCUGCGUAUAGCUUAACAGAUGAAACUUUAGACCAUGGUACUUUCAUUGAAAUGCUUAUACUCUUGGCCCAUCAAAAAAACAAAACUGGCAGAGGUAGUUUAGUAACAUUUUUUUCUAAAACCACCAUCAAUUCAAUUAUACAAAUAAUUUGUCAAAUAAUGAGACAAAACAUUGCUAAUGAAAUUAAAAGUGCUGGAAUGUUUUCUAUACAAAUUGAUACAACGCAAGAUGUGAAAGUUGAAGAUCAAUGCUCAAUUAUAAUAAGGUAUUUAACCGACUCAGUUAAAGAAAAACUUAUAGCUGUGACAAAUGUAAAAUCAUCUACAGGAGAAUCUAUGUUCCAAUUAGUCAAAGAAACUUUGGAAGCAAAUGGUGUUGAUUUAAAGUAUUGUAUUGGAUCUUCUACAGAUGGUGCAUCAAACAUUCAAGGGCGCUAUAAAGGAUUUUCUAAAUAUUUGUCAGAUGAAAAUCCAUCUCAGUUGCAUGUAUGGUGCUAUGCACAUUGUUUAAAUUUAGUUAUGAUUGAUGUGACAGAAAUAACUAUUGAAAGUGUCAAGUUUUUUAGUCUUCUUAAUGAAUGUGCCAUUUUUUUAAGAGAAUCGUAUAAAAGAAUGGAUGUAUGGAAAGAAUUAUGUGGAAACAACAAACGAUUAGCAAAAGCAGGAGAUACAAGGUGGUGGUCUAAAGAAUCGUCAAUUACAACUAUUUUUGGGCACUUUGGUAUGCCUGAAAGUGCGUUAUAUGUUGUUUUAGUUUCAGUUAUGUCUAAAAUUGCAAAUUCUGAUAAGUUUAAUCGAGAAACACGAUAUAAAGCUAUUACAUUAAAGGACUCAUUUUUAAAAUAUAGUUUUGUCAUGACAUCACAACUAUACUUACAGAUAUUUGAACGUAUGUCACUAUUGUCAAAAUAUUUGCAAACAAGUGGAAUGGACUUAGUUCAAGCGUAUAGGAUGGUUUCUAAUACUAUAACAUAUUUACAAGAAAUAUCUAGAGAUUUUCAAAAAGUAAAAGAAGCUACUGAUUCAUUUAUUAUGUGGGCAGAAAAAGAGUUGGAAAAAGUUGAUUGUGACGAAAUUCUUGAAUCACAGUUCCCAGAUGAAAGUACGGUUCGUCGUAAAAUUAAAAAAAAAUUUCCAGGUGAGGUAACAAGAGACCAACCUAUAAUUAAUCCACUUGAAAAAUACAAAAUAACUGUUCACAAUAUAGUUAUGGAUACAAUUAUCAACAAACUAAAUGAACGAUUUACAAAACAUGGCUCAUUAUACUCAGAUUUAUCUAUUUUAGAUCCAACCAACUUUAAAGAUAUAAAUGAUACUAUAUCUAAAGAAGCAUUUACACGUUUAAGUGAUUUAAUCAUUUUCUUUGACAAAACUGCUACGCCAGAAAAUUUACGACAUGAAUUGUUUGACUUUAAAGAAAACUGGCCAUCCAUAAAAUAUACUGUGCCUGAGAGUUAUGAUAAAAAUGUAGACGAUUAUUCUGGUGAAAGUUCUAAUGAAUCUGGCUCUGAAUCUAUAAACAACCAAUUUAUUUUACAAGUGACUCAAGUAGCUUGUGAAAGAAGCUUUUCUAAGCUAAAAAUAAUAAAAUCUAGAAUUCGCAAUUCAAUGAAUCAAGAUCAUCUUCAAGCAUUUUUGUUCAUGGCUAUCGAAAAAAAAAACUCUCAUGGAAGUCGGAAAUGA